Molecule: messenger RNA, 1987 nt
Organism: Ictalurus furcatus (blue catfish)
Lineage: Eukaryota; Metazoa; Chordata; Actinopteri; Siluriformes; Ictaluridae
Product: hyaluronan-binding protein 2
Exons: 13
Coding region: 54-1754 (566 amino acids)
Biological process (GO): proteolysis
Molecular function (GO): serine-type endopeptidase activity; calcium ion binding
Source: RefSeq, a predicted model, not a curated record
CAGGACUGUGGUGAUUUCUUCCCUGUAAUCCUGUGACCAAUACUGGCAGUGCCAUGCUCCCAUUAUUUUUGUUACUGCUGAGCCUGCAGAGUCUUAACCAGCCAGCAGCAGCAGAAAAUGAGGGACUUUUAUUGAAGGUUGAAGAUGGUAUAGCUAAAGAUCCAACACCAGCAACUAACGAGGCCUCUGAUGACUACUAUGAAGAAUCUCCUGAUAAUGAGCAAACUAAUACCAACUCACAAUGGUUGUAUGAAUUCAUUGAAGAGACAGAUGAGUGUGAUCCAAAUCCCUGUUACAACAACGGUGUAUGUGAGAAUGACGGCGAUGGUGAUUUCAAAUGCACUUGCCCUCGGCCUUUUAAGGGCAAAAGGUGUCAAACUUUUAUAAAUGUGUGUAAGAAUGUCAAAUGUGGCCGUGGCGAAUGCGUUAUUACUGACGAAGAACCCUUUUAUGCGUGCAAGUGUAUUGCCCCCUUCCAGCCUCCCAACUGCAGGAGACCCUCAGCCUGUAAUCCCAGUCCCUGUCUGAAUGGUGGAACGUGUGUUAAGGGUCGUACAAGAACUAAAUUCCACUGCAAGUGUCCUGAAAACUACAGUGGACAGUUCUGCCAAGUUGGCCCUGAUGAUUGUUAUGAGGGAGACGGGGCAUCAUACAGAGGUUUCGUCAGUGAAACGGUAUCUGGACAUGAGUGUCUGCCUUGGAAUUCUCAUCUUAUAGCAUUUUCUGCUGCUGAUAAUAAUGAUGAUAAUGAGGUUGAAGAGGAGGAUGAUGGAAUUGGAGAGCAUAACUAUUGCAGGAACCCAGAUGGGGAGAGCAAGCCUUGGUGUUUCAUCAGAUUCAAUAACACAUUGUUCUGGGAUGAAUGUAAUGUCACACACUGCCCUGAACCAGUUUUAACCCCAACUGAGCCAACAACUGAUGAAGAGGCAGAACAUGUAACAAUCACCACGCCUGCUCCAGAAAAUGAGUUCACGGUUUGUGGAAAGCUAUGGCCAAGUAGGAUUACACCUAGGAUCUUUGGUGGGAGGAAAACCAAGCCUGGAACGCAUCCCUGGCAGGCCUCAGUGCAGAGGCGCCCCAGAAAUAGCACUCAUCCUUUCAUUCAUGACUGCGGGGGAAUUGUCCUCAACUCCUGCUGGAUCCUCACUGCUGCUCAUUGCAUAUACAAAACAUAUGAGAUGCAGGUGGUUCUGGGUGGGGUGGAUCUGGACAAGCAUGAGGCAGCAGAUCAGAUUUUGGCAGUUGAAAAAUAUAUCGUGCAUGACAACUACACCGAAAUUGACGAUGUCCAGUAUAAUGAUAUAGCCCUGCUCAAACUGAAGGCUGUGUCUGAAGAUGGACUUUGUGCCAGAGAAACCAGGUUUGUUAAAGCUGCCUGCCUGCCCCCUGGCCCUUUUCCUGAUGGGAUGGAAUGCUCUAUAUCAGGCUAUGGUGUCACUGAGAAAGAUGAGAGUGGUUCCAGGCAGUUGCUGGACACAAAAGUCCUCCUGAUCAACCAGAACCGCUGCAUGGCUCCUAAUGUUCUUGGUAAAGUGUUGGAUGACAGCAUGCUCUGUGCUGGACGAAUGCAAGGAGGGGUUGAUGCCUGCCAGGGAGAUUCUGGAGGCCCACUGGUCUGUAAGCAGAACGGCACACAAUAUAUCUAUGGAGUGGUGAGCUGGGGUGACGGCUGUGGCAAGAAGAAUAAACCUGGCGUUUAUGCCCGUGUCACUCAAUUUCUUGACUGGAUCAAAGAAAAGAUGCACUCCACGUAAAACUGGGCCACAUUUUGAUUGAUGUACAUUGUACGUGACAAAGUGACAUAUAUUAUCCAGUUCAUGGCCAUAAAUCAUACACCAAGCAAUAAGUAAUCUACUUAUAAAGUUUGAACUGUGAGACAUCUGUAUUAUAAAAUCUCCACAAUCUAACUGUCAUUACACAAAUCAGUUUUUCAUUUCAUCAUUAUGGAAUGCUAUAAGCAAUAAUUAAAGUUUUGUUCAUCAAAACA